Lepisosteus oculatus (spotted gar) is the source of this 1432-nucleotide messenger RNA. Lineage: Eukaryota; Metazoa; Chordata; Actinopteri; Semionotiformes; Lepisosteidae. The record is from RefSeq and is a predicted model, not a curated record.
CUCCAGGGUGAAGCAGAUUGGAUCUUGACGGCUGCCGUCCUGCGUGGUUUCCAUGGCUACGGCGUCUUGAAAGUAGUUUGAAGAGGAAAGCAAAGAAAAACAUGGUGCUGAUCACUGAAGAUUUGAUCAGGCGACGUGCAGAACACAACAACCUGGAGAUUUUCUCUUUGGAAGAAGUCUCUCUCCACCAGCAGGACAUUGAGAAGAUUGAACACAUUGAUAGAUGGUGCAGAGAGCUCAAAAUACUUUACCUACAGAGCAACCUCAUUCCUAAAAUUGAACAUGUUGGUAAAUUAAAGAAACUGGAGUAUUUAAAUCUAGCAUUAAACAAUAUUGAACGGAUUGAAAAUCUGGAAGAGUGGCUGGAUGGCAAAGAGAUUGGGCGAUCAGAGCGGAUUCAGUCAAUGCAGGGUCUGGAUGCAGUGAGGCAAAAAAUCAGGGAACAGGAGCAGGCCUACCUGCAGAAGAGAGCUCAGGAGAAGGAGGAAGCCCAAAGAAAGCUGCAGAAAAGUCAGAAGAAAGAAAAAACAGACACACAGGAAAGGAGGCCAGGCUGUGAUGGACAAUGUGAGGAAAGUAAUGCAAAGCAAGUUGCGGCCGGGAGAGAGGAAAGCUUCUGUGAAGAUGACAAAGACAAAGAGUUUUGGGAAGAGCCUUGUGCUUAUACUCCAGAGUCCCGGAUUGAAGCUCACAGACACAUUGAAGAGAAGCGGAAAGCUAAAGAGGGUGAAAGGAAUAAAGACAAAAAACAGAAGGCAAGGACAUUGAUCACAGCAGAUGGACGAGUGCUGAAUGUCAAUGAGCCCAAGCUUGAUUUCUCUUUGUCGGACGAUGAGGAUGGCAACAAUAUUUUGCUGGAUCUAUCAGUCUACAGGUAUUUGGAUACAUCCCUUCUAGAUGUGGAUGUUCAACCAACGUACAUUAGAGUCAUAGUUAAAGGAAAGAUCUUCCAGCUUGUACUUCCUACAGAAGUGAAGCCUGAUAGCUCCAUAGCUAAAAGGUCUCAAACCACAGGGCACUUGGUUGUCAUAAUGCCAAAGGCUCAGGAGCUUGUUAAACCAAAAGUAUCCCCAGUUUCAAAAUCCUCACGUGCCAUUGAAGCAUCUACUGGUAACACAAGUAAAGCAAAAGGACUGGAAAAGCUGGAAGUGGAUCCCAGAAAGCAAUCAAUCAUUGAUCUGGCUAAUAUUGUGCAAGAAAAGAAGACAAUUUCUCAAGGGCCUUUAAAGUUGCAAUGCUCACGACUGAGUGAGUCUAUACAAGAUAUUGAAGACUUUGAAGACAGCCCUGAUAUUCCACCUUUAAUAUAAAAGAAAUGAAUAUAAUGAAUUGAAUAUAAAAGAAUCUCCCCCUGAAUCUGAGUUAUUGUGUAGUGUAUUUAAAUAUGAAAAUUUGGAACAUGUAUACUGAUAAAAAUUAAAAAACAAAUACU